Messenger RNA from Papaver somniferum (opium poppy), 1068 nucleotides. RefSeq names its product aspartic proteinase nepenthesin-2-like. Gene Ontology annotation, cellular component: extracellular region. The transcript has 3 exons. The record is from RefSeq and is a predicted model, not a curated record. Bases 1 to 1068 code for a protein of 355 amino acids. Lineage: Eukaryota; Viridiplantae; Streptophyta; Magnoliopsida; Ranunculales; Papaveraceae.
AUGAAUCCUAAUGCAGUACGUAUGCCAGUAGCACCCGAAGCAGCAAUGUGGUACGUUGGAAUGGUAGGUAUAGGUAGUGAUCUUACUUGGCUUCAAUGCCAUGGUGCCACCCAAACUUUCAAUCAAGAUGCCCCUCUUUAUCCCUGGGAGGAUUCGCAAACAUAUCAUCCCCUUCCUUGCCAUACUCACCCUGCAUGCAUGGGUGAUAGUUGCAAUAUCAAUGGCGAACGUGUUUACCGAGUAGCUUAUGCGAGUGCUGCAGUUACGACUUGUGUUAUUGCUAAAGAAACAUUCAGUAUAAACUCAGACACCGGUGGUGGCGCCUUUGAAACUCUUCAACUACUCAUGGGUUGUGGUUUUCACCAAGAAAAUUUUGUUGAUUUCGGUAAUAACCGCGGUCUUAUAAACGGAAAGCCUGAUCUUAUUGCAGGAAUACUUGGUCUGAGAAGAGGACCAUUGUCUUUUAUAAAUCAAUUAGCUGCUGAUGGACAAGGAGGCACAUAUUUAAGUUUUGGUGCAGAUGCGACAAUUGGAAGCGGAGGUCAAAAAGUGCAUACAACUCCCAUAGUACUACCCGACUUUCAUCUUCAGACAUCGUCUUAUUACUUAAAUCUAGAGGAUAUCACUGUGAGUUCCACUCGUGUAGGUUUUCUGAGAAAAGAUUUUGAGCUUAAAGAGGAUGGACGUGGCGGUUGUAUCAUAGAUUCGGGGACUCCGUAUACCGUAAUGUAUAAAGAUCAUUUUGAUAGAGUUGCAAAGUUGGUGGUAGCAUAUUUUGAAAAGAAUGGUAUGCCUGUUGCUGCAUCCACCGGAGAUGGCCUUUGUUUUGUUAUAACCAAAAAUGAGUAUAGAGUUCCCAUCAUAAAAUUUCAUUUUCAACAGCAGGCCGAUUUUGUUGUUUCAGAGACUGGUUUUUCGCCAAUCGGUGGAAAUGUUUGUUUAACUAUAGUUCAAUCGGAAUCUGAUACGGGGCCAGCUUUUAUUUUAGGAGCAUUUCAGCAAGUUAAUAAGAGGAUUUUGUAUGAUAAUAUGAUUAUGGCACUCUCAUUUGCUGAUGAGAUAUGCUAA